Molecule: messenger RNA, 2332 nt
Organism: Thunnus maccoyii (southern bluefin tuna)
Lineage: Eukaryota; Metazoa; Chordata; Actinopteri; Scombriformes; Scombridae
Gene: cldnd1b
Product: claudin domain containing 1b
Exons: 5
Coding region: 377-1129 (250 amino acids)
Cellular component (GO): membrane
Source: RefSeq, a predicted model, not a curated record
AGACAAUUGACAAAAAACGUAGAAGAAGAGGCGUUGGCCUGGCUGCUGGAAAUUUAACACGGAGAAGAAAACACGCUGUUAAUGGGAUGUUUUGUUCAGUUAUGAGGUUUUGAAUGCCCCUCUGUAUGGGAUAACAUCGUUCAAAAUGCAGCACAGAAGCUGUAUGAUUGAAUAGAUUGAAAUGCUGGCAUAAUCUGACACUAUUUUACAGACAUGCCGUGGUACCGAAACACCAAGCGGAAGUAUAUAUUUUAAACAAACAGUCCAGGAUUCAUCACACAGGAGCAGUGAAAGUCAAACUGUUCUUGUGUUUUUCAUCAGAGAGCUGGUUCUCCUCGUAGACAGAAGCUCAAAUUGAGCUGUCUUCAUAUAGACCAUGGUAGAUAAUCGCUACGCCACAGCUCUUGUCAUUGGCUCUGUGCUGAGCCUGUUGGCCACCGUGUACCUCUCUGUGGCUGUGGGAACCCAGCACUGGUACCAGUACAGCAAUCCAUCAGUCACACUUGAGGGGAUCAACAUCACCGUGGUCAAAGAAGAGUUCAUCAGUGGGGAGUUUGAUGAGAAGACGUACAGCGAAAACAUGUUCCGCUUGAACGGCACGCUGGGUCUUUGGUGGAGGUGCAUCCUGUUGCCCAGCCGGUCACACUGGUUCAAAGAGCCAGAUCCCAAGAUGGAGACGCAGUGUGUGAGCUUCACUCUUCCUCAGCAGUUCAAUCCAAAGUACAAACAACCCGGAAACCAUAACAGCGAAGAAGAUCUGCUGAGAACAUACUUGUGGAGGUGCCAGUUUCUCCUGCCCUUGGUGUCACUGGCCUUGGUGUUCCUCAGUGGCCUCAUUGGGGUCUGCGCCUGCCUGUGCCGCAGCUUCACCCCGACAUUGGUUGUAGGAGUGCUCCAUCUUCUCGCAGGUCUGUGUUCUCUGGGCUCUGUCUGCUGCUUCCUGGCCGGGGUGGACCUGCUCCACCAAUAUUCCACACCGCCUGAAGGGGUGGAGGGCUCACUGGGCUGGUCCCUCUACCUCGCCCUCAUUUCCUUCCCUCUGCAGAUGAUGGCAGCUGCUUUGUUCCUUUGGGCGGCUAGGAGUCACCGCAAAAACUACACCCGCAUGACUGCUUACAGGGUAGCCUAAAAGAGAGACUGCUCUGACCGUCCACUGCUCUUAAGACUUUUAAAAAUGGUCCAUACAAAUGGACUUUUCACUUCCACUUAUCUUUAAAUAUAGAAACAUUUCCUUGGUAUCACAGGUCACCUACACACUUAAAGCAGGGAUAAACUAAACCAGUUUGUAGCUAAAUCAUCAUAAGUGCUGAUAAAUAGAGGUUUAAUAGCGUCUAGUUGUGAUAUCUUUAUUUUCUAGCAUCUGUAACCUGUAUCUUACCCAAAGCAUGUUCUUAAUGUAUUUAAACAUCCAGAUGUUAUGGAUCAUUUGUUAUAUCUGGUGUGAAUGGUGUUGGUGUGCAUUAUUUGAUUGCCUUCUUUUUGGUUGCCAUUGCUUUUACAGCCACUCAUCACCUUACCCUUAACUGAGUUAUAGUUCAUAAACUUGCACUGUAGCAAAUUUUAAACCUGCAGUUACCCAAGUAAGGGUAGCGUUUCUCUAAUGCUGCAUGAGAAAUAUCAAAUAAGCCUAUUUUUCCUUAUUUUCAGUUCUAUUUUUUUACAUAAUCUGAAAUAUGGAGCCUUUGCUGUGCAUGCCUUUUUUUAAGGUGACAUUUCAGUCAUCUGUGGUAAUUGUUGAUUUCAGUCUGUGGUAUGUGUUGACUAAAUGUCACAAAAUGUCACUCACUAAAAAUGUAACCACUCAUUCUCCAUGUUUGUACAUCUAAUAUUUAUUAACACGGUUAAUUUGAAUGCAAAAAAACCUGAAACCUGUGACCUCUUUCUAAUAUUUAAAUUCUGAUGUUUCAGCCCCAAAUUGUACUACUGCCAUUUGUUGAAGUGAAGAACUACUUAAAAUGUUUUUCUUACUCGGGCUGCAGUUUCAUCAUUUACUCAACUGAUUGUUUUGACAGCCAAAGAUACGUUUGCAUCAAUUUCAGCCUUUUAAAUGCAAAGUACUUUGAAUUACAAUGGAUUUUUCAAGUGCAAAUCAUUGAACGCAUUAUGAUUUUACAUCUUUACAUUUUACAUUUGUGUAGAAAAUUAAUGAAUUUUCUAUUUUUUGGUGUCAAAUUCUAAAAUUACUCAAAUGUGGAAUCGAGAUUGUGAUGUUUUUGUGUCACAAUGUUUUGUUACAUGUCUAAUGUGUACACACUCUGGCUUUUGUAUGUUUCUAUGUAUUCUGAAGCACACAGUGCUUGUUUCUGUAUGAAUAAAUUUGACUUUUUGCUGA